AUGAAACUAAAACUAGAAGUCUCUAUGAAAUUCUUCCAAGAGACUACACCUUCUACAAAAUUUAUUGAUAUUGUCAACAAUUUGUUGGAGUCUAAAAAUGAUGCGGGUUGGAAAAAUACCAAACCUGCAGGCGUGGAAGGGGACAACCUUCUGCUGGUGGUUGAGGAGUUUGCAACUGUUGUAGCAGACAUAUUGGAGGAACAGAUGAAGAGAGGUGUAAUACAGUACAAAGAAAAACCGGAAUUAGAGAUCAGAGAACACAUUGAAUACAAACUAGAGAUACAGAGGAAAGAUUCGAUGAGAGAGUUUAUGUUCCCUGACGGUUCUGAUGGCGUGCUGUUUGGAUUGAAUGGAGAGGCUGGCGAGGUCCGAUAUUUCCCUUCUGAUGGCGAUGCCCUGGGCAACAUGACUAUUUCAUCUGAUUAUGUAAAACUAUCUGGAUUCCGAUUCAGGAACCUGGCAAAAUAUCUACCGAAUCAUGCAGGCAAAAGCAAAGAAGAUAAUGUGAACUCAGCCAUAUUAGCUCUUUAUAUCCACAAUACAGAGAACUAUACACCGUAUAACCUAAGUACGCCAAUCAGAUACCACGCGGCCUACCUAGACACAUUUAAUAUAUCAAAUGCUGAGUGUGUAAGGAUUGAACACCCAAAUCGGAACAAAUCAAGUCAGAGCCAGUGGUUUUGGAGUAGGGAUCAGUGUAUCCUGGUGUCAGAUACAGGUGGAGAGGGCUACUGUGAAUGCUAUAUGCCUGGUGUUUUUGCCCUCAUUACGGACAUGUAUAAUGUUAACUGGGAUAGAGGCAUUAAAAGACCCAUUCUUAUGAAUAUUGCGUCAUAUGCAGGGUGCGCAUUGACAACUGUUAUGUGCCUUGUCAGCAUCAUUAUUCACGUUAGAUUCAGAUCAUCCACUACCACUGCAUCACUCCAUAAGAAUUUGGCAGCGUCCAUUGUCAUAGGUCAGGUGGUAUUUAUGGCGGGUAUAGACAAGUACGACAACCCUGUGAUAUGUCACAUUUUUGCGAUUUUAUUACAUUAUGCAUUCCUGUCCAAUUUCUCCUGGUUGAUGAACGAAGUUUUUAAUCAGUAUAUCGUCAUCACGUAUGCUGCCCAUUCUCACUCUGACCAGCUCACAGAUAACGGGUCAAUGAUUCGUUAUUACGUCCUCGGCUGGCUUUUUCCCGGUGUUUUGGUGGGCGCCUUUGUUGGAUCCCAAGGAGAAUCCUAUUAUGCGAAAGAUAUGUGCUGGAUUGCCUGGGAUAACAUUUGGUUGUUUGUUGCCCCUGCGCUGGGAUUACAAGCAGUUUCUGUAAUGGUGAUGAUUUUUGCAACCAAAGAGCACAACGAAAACUCCUACACAAACAGUGAAAAGACAAACAGAAUUAUCCUGUAAGUAUAAAGAGGCAUUGCAGCCGUUAUGA
Messenger RNA from Saccostrea cuccullata (small rock oyster), 1417 nucleotides. Its product is annotated as adhesion G protein-coupled receptor L2-like. Gene Ontology annotation, biological process: adenylate cyclase-activating G protein-coupled receptor signaling pathway; cell surface receptor signaling pathway. NCBI's taxonomy places the organism in Eukaryota, Metazoa, Mollusca, Bivalvia, Ostreida, Ostreidae. Gene Ontology annotation, molecular function: G protein-coupled receptor activity. The record is from RefSeq and is a predicted model, not a curated record. The coding region runs from base 1 to 1389 and encodes 462 amino acids. Gene Ontology annotation, cellular component: plasma membrane. The transcript has 13 exons.